CGUCGAGCGGCAGUCGCGCGCGUCCUCGCCUGCCGUGUGGUCGUGUGCGCUUCGUGCGGCGAAUGCUCUUACAUCAAAUACAUCAUAUAAGGUACUCGGGGAACUCGCUUUUGGCGGGUUUUCGCACGGACGUGAGCGGUGAUCGUGAUGCGCUUUGCAUUCGGACACGGAAUGCGUGCGUGUUGUCAGUGCGCUCCGCCUCUUAGUGUGUUUGUGCGGCGUCACAGUGAAAUCUGUGGCGAGGACCACCAGUGAUCUCUUGGAUUGCAGUGUUGGAUCGGAGGAUUGACUUUGAGACGCGACCACAUCAGCUUUUUUGCUAAACUGUCGGUGUGCGUUAGUGGAUGAAACUUUUAUUCAAAUAUGUUCGUUCGUGGUGUUGGUUAAUAAGUAAUAUUGUGCUGUGUUGUGUUAAACAGUGAUAUAUUUAAAACAAUCAGUAUUGAUAAAAGUGAGCCCGCCAUUGCUGGUAUGCAUAUGUGUUAUGAAAGGCCUGGCCUGGUCACCGCCCUGAACGGAAGUGUUGGGUACGACAAGUGGGACCGGGACAGGGGCGGGGGGAGCGGCGGCGGGGGCGCGCCGGCCGCCUGGCCCGGCCGCGACCGCGAGCGCGAUCGAGAGCGCGAGCGGAAGGCGCGCGCGCACCAGAUGUCGCAAGCGCACGCCCCCGAGCCCGAUGCAUCGUCGCUCUUCCCGGCGCCGUUCAGGGUAACAGGCAACAGGGAUCGCGUGAGCCAGCAGAUUCAAACCAAGCUUGGCGACUACCACCUCGCGCAGUGGUUCAUCGAUGACCCCAGUAAAUCUAUUGGGAUCUGUGCCGAACCACCCAGUCCUGCGCCAUGUCUACCAUCACGGCGAGAGAGCGAGUUCAAGAAGCCGGCUCACGCCCCCCAGAACGGCGUCCGCCAUCACCGCCCCCAUAUCCCACACAGCAAGAGCGAUGGUUCCGGUUCGACGGGAGCCCCGCACAGGCCGCCCCCCAUAAGGAUACCCAACGGUAUCCAGUCACAGAAUGCGAUCGACAGCAGUCAACCGCCAAUAGAAAGUAUUUUAAAGGAGAUGAAGUCUCUGCCGACGCCGUUGUCUGUGAUAGCUGCGACGCCAAGAAAGGAAUUGGAGAACAAAUUCAUCUUCAACCCUUACACAAAUAAGGUCCAAGAGAACCCUCAGUUGGCCGCCAACGAUCUCAAAACACCCCUACCCAAACCCGGUUUAGACAAUCGGAUAUCGAACUCAAGGAGUUCAGUCUCACCUGAUGUGGUGAACAAGGACCUCGGUUUGUCGGAGAGCGACGAUGAGGUCAACGCCGUGAUUGGACCGCCUAUAUCACCAAUCGGGUCGGCGAGUCCAAGCUCGGGCAGUUCAUCACCGUCUGAUUCAGAAUCAGAGUCCUCGUCCGCGGAGUCGACAACGCCAGCGCCGGCGCCGACGGCGGCCGCCCCGGCCCCCGCGCCCGCGGCCACCGCCCCUGCGCCCACGCAACGCUCGUCCUGGAGCCUCUCCAACUUCGCUCCCCCUCCCGCGCACCCACCAGACCAGACCUAUGACUCGGGCAAAGAUGUCAGGCACGCCCUUGCCGAUAUCAAAGGGAAACCGAGUCCGAUUUCUGAGAUGUCGGAUUCCGAGGCGUCGUCGCCGUCCCCGGACAUUAGACGGAGGCGGUCCAGGGUGUCGGCCGCGUCCAGCGAUGAGGACACGCCAAGGCAUACGACAUCACCCCGCGUGAAAAUGUCGGAGUCGUCAGCGCCGACGGGCGCGGUGAAGCGAGGCAGGCCGCCCAAGGCGCGGGCGUCGGAGGAGCGGCCGUUAAAGAAGCCCCGCGGUCGUGGCCGGCCCCGCAAGCCUAAGCAGGGCUCCUCCCCGGGUGCUGCGCCCCCUGCGCCCCCGGUUGCGGCCCCCGCUCCCGCCCCGCUACACGACAGCGACGUGGAGCCCGACCCACCGCCACACCACCAUCCCCUGCAAGACACCAAGACGCACAUCUUUCGCAAGGUUUUUACACCAAAAAAGAGCGACGAGUGCGGCGGCAAGGGAGGUAAAGGCGGCAAAGGCAAGGGCGGCAAGGGCAAGGGCCAGGUGACCAUCAUCGAGGUGACGGCGCCCGACGCCGACGACGAGGAGCGCCGCAACCACGAGGCGCUGGCGCGACUGUCGCCGCCGCACGACGCGCGCCACGACCGACACGACCGCCACCGCCGCUCCGCCGACCGCCUCGACCGACCUGCCAACGACAGAAUACCCAUCGACCGACCCCCCAGCGAUCGGACGAUGGACCGGAUACCCGACCGGACCUCCUACGAGAGAAUACCCUCCGAUCGAAUCGUUAACGAUCGGAUACCGACUGAACGUACCUCCAACGAUCGGAUACCCGACCGGCCGGUCGAUCGGAUAUCGACAGAGCGAACUCCGACCGACCGCGCUUCGGACAGAUCGUCGUCUGCCAGUGAACGGUUAUCGGUGGAUCGGUUAUCCGGCGGACUGUCGUCAGAUCGGCUCGCGGAUCGACGGUCGUCAGAGCGAGUGCCGGGCGACAAGAUGUCGAUAGACCGGCUACCGACCGACAGGAUGGCGCACGACCGACUGUCGGGAGAAAGGCCGCACGACCGGAUAUCUGCGGAGAAGCUCUCACACGACCGUUUGUCCGACACCAAGGGUAGGUUGGGCGACAGCAAGCUGGGACUGGAGCGGCUGGACAGCAAGUUGCUGGACAAGACGCUCGACAAGUCGCUGGACAAGUCUUUGGAGCGCGUGGAGCGCCUGGAGAGGGCGCAGCCCGAGCGGUACGUGCGCGCGGAGGCCGACGUCGGCUCCGGACUCAAGUCGAACAGGGUCGACGACAGGCUCGAGGACGCGUCUUCCAAUGGUCGGUCCCGUCCCCGGCUAAUGGUCCGGUUGUCCCUGUCCCGGCUGCGGCCGGACACGCUGCGCGCCAUACAGAGGCCGCGACGGGUGCCCGUCAAACGACCUCACUCUCCUCUACCAGAACAGGGCGGCGAGGUGGCUGCGACGAACCACGAGCGGACAGAAACGUACGCGGGACAGACUCCCAUAUACUUCUCGUACUUCGAGAGACUGCCUGCCGACGCAUUGUCCGACGAAGAAAGGGAUCAUAAGUACUACCUAGAAGAAGCGACACGUCUCCGCGCGGCGGCGGAGAAGGAACAAGAACCGCUGCCGCGCGUCAUGCGGUACCUGGAGUCAGUUCUCUGCUUCGUGCUCACCGGCCGGGUACUGGAACUGGAGCUGGACACCAAGGGAGCCUUCACCAUCUACCGCGAGACCAUCGAGUACAUCAAGAGCAUACACUCCAUGCCGCAGCGGUUCCGCGCCAGUCCGCACGAUACAUUUAACAAACUUGAUAUACUGAGCCUCCGCGUCCAAGCGUUGCUGUACCUGCGCAUGUUCAAGAUGUACAACCGCGAAGUGAAGGAGUACAACAAGAUCGUCCACGAGUACCAACAGAAGGUACGUGCCGAUCCGGCGCUAGCGGAGUCAGUGUCCCCGUUAUCCCCGACCCCGUCUCCCGCGGGGUCAGUGGGGUCGGUGGGGUCGGGGUCUGCCUCGUCCGGGUACUGUUCCCUGGCCCACUCGGUGCCUGCGCACGCGCACCAAGCGUUGUUGCUCCUCAACAAGUACUACGCCUUCCUAUACGUCGCGCAUGAUCUGUGGGAACAAGCUGAUUCCUUGUGUCGUCUGAGGGCUAAUAGAGACCUAUUCAUAGCAGUGGACCGUAAGUGCGGUCCGCUGUCGCUGUCGUCGACGUUCCGUCACCUGGUGCAGUACGUGCGGCACGCCAUCUCGCUGCUGAAGCUGGCGCCGCGGGACUGACGCCGCGCCGCGCGCCACUGGUAACCAGACCCUAUCUCCCACGCAUAAGCACCAAAAUCCAACACACUGUGACACGCAAAACUACAUAUAAACUCACCCUUUAUACGUAGUCUUGCAUCAUAUAAAAUUGUUAGUAUGUAAUAGUAAACCGCACUCGUGAUUUGGGCAGUACUUGAUUAAUAAACAUAUCCCUAAUUGAAUGAUAAAUGGAUAUUAUCUGAAGUGCGUUUACUAAUACAGACGUUCAGUCACAAUGUGUGUCCGUAGCGAUGUGUGUGCAUUGUAGUUAGGUAACUUUGGACGAUUGAGCGCAUGCGCAUCGCUACGGGACAUGGUCGGUGUUCGCAUUUACUUGGAGAUACUGGGCCACGCCAGUGCGCGAGUUGUAUGUACACUCAGCAAUAUUUACCGAAGAGAUGAUGGUAACAUCACACUGAACUACCCCUGUACUAUGAACCCGGUUCCGAUGCAUCGGUUACCUCGCAGUGACGCCGGUGCCACGAGAGUGCGAGAGUAACGCGGACAGGUCCGCUUUGUGUCACUCGACAAUAUCACUCAACUCAAGUCUUCGCAUUUCGUUCUCUUCCCAAAUCGAUGACCAAAAAACAAAAUGUAAAAAUUUGUAAGAAAAUUUGUAAAUACGGCAUCGUUGCGUAGCAACGGGCGAGCGAGUCCGAUUUGAUUACCGACUCUGUAUCAUAAGUGAUAGACUAAUCAUAUCUUAAGUGUUUUGCGUUGUAGUUUUACUUCCCUACCAAUGGAAACGUUUUACUGUCGGGAACACAUAUACGAAUUGCUCGUUUGUUAGUGUAAUGGGAGCUAUACGACAAAAAUAAUUUUUUGAUCGCAUGUGGGCCAAUCGAGUAUAUUAAUAUAACUCAACAUGUAUGGGAUCACUUGUAGGUCUUCGCAAUAAUUUACAGAUUUAUACUUUCGCAAUGUUGAUUUACGCGAGUGACGUGCGUGUCAUUCGUUUUAUAAUUUAGUUUAGAUGUAUAAUGUAGUGCAACGAGUUUAGUAUCGGGGCGAUCAGCAACACAUCGGGAACUACAGAGCUGCGCGGCGGGAGCCACGGCGGACGGUGGUUAGGCGAAUACAACACCAAUUAGCUUAGAUUAUUGAUUAUUACGAUAUUUUAAAACAAUGUUGUAUAAGGUACAAUAUGCAAUAUCAACGUACGAUUAACUAAAUUGACUGUGACUAGGCAAUGAAGUGAUAUUUCAUCUACCUCAUGAAAUAAGGUCGCUACUUAACAUAGAGUCCGCUCUAUACGUGUAUUCACUAUGCUUCCGCACUACGAGACUUCCAAACGGCACGAUAUACAAUGACUUACACCUGUACUACGAGAAUGAAUUGAACGAUUAUCUUAAUGAAAUUGAUCCGAUUGGCUGAAUAUAAAGUCAUUGUUAGGAACUUUGAUAGUUAUACUUUAUACUGGCAUUCAUGCACUCAUGGAGCCAACAUUAUCGUUGUGAAAAUUAAAGACGCUAGCUACAGUUUUAAGGAAUUAAGUUAAAUUAAUUUAGAUGAAGUAACACGCCCGCCAUGGCUCAGCGCCGCGCAGACAGCGAACAAUCCGCCGGGACGCAGGUUCCCAGUAACACACGUCAUAGAUAACAGACUACUUACUGAACAAUGAUUGAGCAAAACCCUGUUUAUUGUCAUGUCUUAAUAUAAACAUUUUUUCGUAUACAUAUCAAAUAAUUUGGGGACAAAUCAGGUAGUUUCAUUAUGAAUGUAAUCAAUGGCGAUCUAUAUAAUUUUGUACGCUUAGAAAUGGUGAAGUACGCGAUCAAGACAGUCGUUGGUCUCUGAUCAUCGCAAUCCACACAUUAUUUGGAGUGACAAUAAUACUCUGCUAGGGGAGCUAGAUUCGUUUAUAUGUAAAGUCCACUGCCCUUCGGUGUGCAAUCCUGAACAAAUCAAAAUGAAUAUUCCUUUCGUUUUAUAAUAAAAAAAAGUUCAAAAUAUAUUUUAAUGAAUACUUUUGAAGAGUACAAUAUAUGCUUGACAUGAACAGAUUUGACUCUGCAACAAAGUGUCCGUAACACCAAUAUAUUAUAUAUUCCUCUCGGUUGUUUAUCAAAUUUAUGUUGUGAUUGUAUAUACAUAAUAUUAUUAUAUUAUACAUUUUGUAAUGAAUAUACAUGUUAGUGCCAGAUAGGUUUUUGUAUGAACGUUUAUAGUAAGAGAGGUGAGGGGCCGAUCCGCCGGCUACAUGUCAUAAGGAGCGACUAGAGAUGCCUUGUACAUAGUAUAAUGUAAGAAAUGUGUAGUUUUCACUCUAUAUUUUAAUUUAUAUGUAAACUAUAUUUAUAGCUAAGCGGACAAGGAGAAAUUAACAUAAUAAUGUUUGUAUAAUGGUGCGUGUUUCGAUGUGAGGCCUGGCGUGAGAGUGGACGACGAGUGUACGUGAGCUUGCAGCGUUCACUUCUAGUGUCGUAGGAUAGUGGCAGCGUCCGUCAGUCUCGGCACGUUACCACUUUACCAGCGAGUUACCCGCACUGGCCGCCAGCGUGCUUCCUUACUUAACGGUCCGUACGUUCCCUCGGUCUCUACACACGCACUGGUCUACACGUGCAGUGCUCCUCACAGCAAUAAAUUCUUAAAACAGAGCACCGCCAACUAAAGUAUCUCUACUGUCCUUGCAUAGACAAACAUCACAAUAGUGCCGGGAAUAUUUCCAAUUAGAUUUAGUAAGUUUUAUAGUAAUUCUUCACAAUCGUCAAUGUUUUGUGUUCCAAAUGUGCAAACCCUCUUGUUGUUGGGGGACGAUAUAAAUAUAUUUUGGACAGUAGAUGUACAUUAAUGGCCAGAGUCGUGUGUACGCAGACUUGUAGCGAACGUACAGGAUGUAUUUAUUUAACGUAACGUUUAUUUCGUUCGUCUUAAUUCGAAAUAUUCGCAGCAACAUGAACAUAGUCUCGUCACCGUCGGUACUUACACCCGCACAAAUGUUUUAAUUUAAAUUUUAGUUGAUUAUUUAAUUUAUUGUGGCAUUGUAUUACUUUUAAUUUUACUGCACAUGAUGCGAAGUUUACUUAAAUUGUAGAAGUUAUUGCGAGGCGUUUUAUCAAAGAUCUGGCAAUGUCGAGUCGAGCGACCUCACGCGUGACGUCGCCUCGACUUGUCUACUCGUGGUAAUGCAAACAUUGCUUUUUAUUUAUUAUUUUCAAUCAAAAUCAUAAAUUUCAUCUCGUAAGGGAACUCGCGUAUAUGUACUUGGUUUUUGUUAAUCGUUAUAGUUCUUAAUGAGUUAUAAUACAAUUAUUAUUAUUAUUUUUGUUUUGUUGCUUAUUUUUUGUGGUUAAGCUAUUAUUUUGGCCUUAAUAUUAAAAGUAUCACAAAAUUACCAUUGACAAAAGAACUGUGAUCAACAUUUUACUUACAAAUCCACAAGUUUUAAUCUUAAAUCAAGAAGAAUUACUUAAUCUCCCCACUUUUAAUGUUGUUGAAGUUGUUUAGGUCGGAGUGACCUAUAGAGUGCGCCACUAGCGGACUGGCUUACUUACUAAGUUGUCUAUGUCCCCCCCUGUAGUGUCAAUGGAAUACUUAAUUACAUUAGUUCUUCCCUCGUACCUUCGUGUACUAUGUUUCUGACCACCAUGAGGUACAUCCUAAAUCUCAAAUGAGCCUAAAAUUGAAACCAAAUUGACAAUUUAUUUAAGAUGAUGAACAAGUGAGCGCUGGUUAGGAAGCAUUAGGCGAUUGUUUUAGGAAAUUGUAAAAUACUGUUUUCUUUUUUAGCAUCUUGUGUUGAUAGCAUGUAUAAUUUGUUUUUUUUUUAUUCGCGUUAAGAAUUAUGUAUAAAUUUGUUUUCCUUUAAUUUUAUUAUUUGUGUAACUAUACCUUAUGUUAUUGAUAAUAGAAUACAUUAAUUUUAUGUAUGGAUUUAUAUUUGUUUCUUUAUUUUACCUUUUUCCUUUUGGUUGAGCAUGUGUGUGUGGCUAGCAGACGGUAUAGUUCGUCGGUAGGCGGGUAGUGGAUGCGAGAGUCGGACGCUUUAGUUAAGUCAUAGAGUAAUACAAAAUGCCUUUCGUCAAUUUUGCCAUUUCGAGACACCACGUCGCCGCAGCCGCGCGGCGCUCCAAGCUAUUGCAAUAAUAUCGUAUUGUUCAGCGCAGAUGUGAUCGUCAGUAAUGCCUUAUAGCAAGUGUCUUUCAGCUGCAGAUUUUAGAGUAAUUUUGAAGCAGUAUAUACAGUACGUACCGCGGGCCCGGUGCAGCGCGACAGUAAGUCAAUCUAUGUGAGACGGACGCGCUUUACAUUAGUCCUAGAAUAGAACUGUGCGACUGUACAUAAGUAGGAUAUUUUAAUACGAGGUACCUGUAUACACCGUAACACCAAUACCUACUUAUUGCAGAUAUAUUUAUACAUCAGAAUAUCAUAUUUAUACAUCGGCUUCUACACUAUAUUUUAAUAAAUAGUCAAUGUUUUAUUGAUCGGUUAUAAAGUAAUUAUAAAUAAGAUUUAAUACAUAAUGUUGGUGUUAGAUUACCUAGGUUAACGAUACAAAGUACAAUGGUAUGUAGUUACUGAAAUAUAAUGAAAAGCAAUAAUAUUUUAGUCGAGUGACUGGAGGCAAGCGUUGCGGCUUCCAGCCCGGUAAAGGCCAGGAGACAUGCGCUAGCAUUCGCUUCCACUACUAAGCAAGCGUUGAAGGAGUGGUACAAAUAAUGGAGUAAUAAAGGAUUGCGUAAUUGUCAUGUUAAACUGCCUACAACUGUCGCCGCUGUACCGCGCCCGAGGUACGAACACAGUUUGCAGAGUAUAUCAAUUAUAAAGCUAAUAUAUGAGUAUAUUUGUAUGUUAGUCUGUGUGUCGUCGUUAGAUUCGUGUUGGACCGCUGCAAGCUCCCCGCUGCGGCCGCGAGCCGGCCCAGGCAACGCUUUGUAUACGAUAGAUAUAAUAGUUUUGCGAGACAUAUGUUUAUGCAGCGAUCACCUGAUUUGUUAGGAAGUAUUCAUUCAUAGUAGAAUCAUUUAUACUUAUAUUUAUAGUUGACGUUAAUGGUUUAGAGUAGGUUAUAAACGACAUUGUGCUUUACUAAGGGGCAGAUAAGGUUUAUAUUAGUAAAUACAUAGUUGUGUUCAUAUGUUGCAGAAAAAUGCACAGGAAUAAAUAUUGGUUGAAACUUGUUUAUCUAUCAAUAAAAUUACAACAGAACAUGUUUUAAAUAGAUUAAGUUUAUGUACUUAAAAAUAAAUAGCUAACACUUCAUUGAUGAGAUGUAAUAGAUAAAUGUGUUCUAUACAGCAAUAUAUAGAUAACAGUUGUUCAAUUCAACAAAUAUUAUAAAGUUGUCAAAUAAAUUUAUAUAUGUUAAUAUGUAGAGUAAUUAUUGUUAUUAUUGCAUUAUUCAUUAUGUAAUUACCCUUAACGGUUUGUGGAGCACAGAUAAAAAACCCAUGUAAUAACAUCCCAUGGAAUCUGAAUAAGACUAAUGCCCACAACCUAGUCGGGUAAAGACUAAAAAAAAGUUAAAUAAUGCUAUUGUUUUUGUUGUUAUACUAUUGCCACUUAGAAAAGCACGAUGUCUCAGUUACUAAGACAGCAUUCACACAUCACAACUUAAAAUAUACUUAAAUAAGUGACAAAAAUAAAAAUAAAGAGUGCCUAAUAAAAUAGGUAAUACCGAUAUCAAUAAUAAUAACGUUAAACAAGCCAUGAAAAGGUCGAUAAAGGUUUAUCGAUAAGUUACAAGUCGCAUCCUUAUUGGUCAAUUUAGUUACAAUUUCUUAUUACGUUAUGAAUUCUGCCGUACUCAGAGUCGUUUAAUGCUUGCUUAACCCAGUCCUUGACAAUUGUUUGAGGAACUGUUUCUAAAUGCCGCAUUCAGAGACAUUUAAUGAUUACUUAAACUAUUUCUUAGUAACGAUUUUGUAUCGAAAACAAUUGCUAAGGACUGGAUUAAGUAACCAUUAAAUGACUCUGAGUAGGUAAGGAAUAGUUUGAUAAAUCAUUAAAUGUCUUCGAGUACAGCAGUUAACAAGAAAAAUAUUGUUUGUUAAUGUUUAAAAUUCAUAGGUCAACUAUAGAUAUAGGUUUAAAAAAAGGCAAACCCAUUACAAACCUUUAAUUAGUGCCAUGAAACCUAACGUUCGUGAAAUUGUUAAAAAAAUACUUAGAUUUAAUGAAUUGAAGAUUUUAUUUCGCCGUUUGUCAGACUUCUUCGUAAACCAAACAAUAAUUUCAUUAAAGUUAUCGAAUUAAUUAAGAAUCACGGUUUACUCAGGUAGAUGAAUGGAGAGGGGAUGAAAAGUCCCUUUUUGACUCGAAACUAGUAGAGCUUUUCUCUAUUAAUGUACGUGAGUAAACCGUGAUUUUUAGUUAGUUUGGUAUGUCUUUUAAAAUUGUUUAUUAUUAUCAUUUUAAAACAGUAAUUGAAAUAAAUAGACAAGACUAUAGCUGUAAUGGAAUUAUUGGCGAUUUAUGAACAUAAUAUCACAGUAUAUUUUUGUAUGAACAAACAAACUCAAGUUUUGUACGCAAGUAGUGGUUCAGUACUUAACAAGAGCUUCAUAAAGCAAGCAAAUCAUUAACUUAGAACUAUUAUAAAGUAUUGCCUGUUAACAAUAUUCUAGUUACUGUUAUCAUUGCUAUACCUAAUUAGAAGUUUACUGUAAUCAUUCAUUUACCGACACAAAGGAAUAUAGUUGUUACAUUAAUAUUAGACACUGCGACCCCGCAAUUUUAUACACCAAGCAAUUAUACUAUAAGUUACCAUAAGCAAGCCAUUUGAAGACAAACGUUGUAUUCUAAACUAUCGACGGAAUUCUAAAUGGAAUGUCGUAUAUAGUCACGGAUAGUUUGUACUCGCACAUUGAAUAUUUUUGCAGUGAUUUUGAUACGACGAUCUGUAUUGAGGAGUACCUUCGCAGCGCUCCCAGCCUUGUGUGCGAAGGGGAAUUGAAUUCGUUUAUUUUAGAUUUAAAUAUGUAAAGUUCAAAUGGGAAAUUUAAAUUGUGCCUUAGUGACAAUCGUUUAGCCUCCAAUUUCGUUUGGAAUCUCUCGAGAGACGUGGUUAAGAGAUGUGUUAUUUUUCAUCAGUGUCGAUCGGAAUCAGUAAUGUUCUGAUACUCAAUGCACUGUACAGUACUCGCACUAUGUACAGAGCUAUACAGUGGUUUACUGAUAACCCCUUCCGAAGUUAUAGUUGAACUAAAUUAAUGCAAUAAUAUUUAAACAAUAUUUUGUUUUAUUGGAUGUUGUGAUUGAUUAUAUUUACAAUUAUAUAUUAUACGUAGAGCAGUAUGUAUAUGUCGUAGCAAUAACUUUAAGUGUGGCAAUAAGAUAUAGUGCAUUUGCUUUUGUGUCUCGAGUAAAUAAAUGAAACGAUGUAUAUGUAUAGAGUACCCAGUGGCGACUAGUCGAGCCGGCGCUGUACACUGCUUACAUCAUCAUGUACGUACAAUAAGUUCAAAUUCUUGACGUUUUAAAAAUAUAUUUAUAUUUUAUAAUAUAUUAUCUCAAGUGGAAGUAAUUAGUUACGUAGUGAAUCGAAUGUAUCGAGUAUUGUGUGUCUGGUCAAUGUUCGUUACGUUCUAGCGCGCCACGCCUGGCCGCAGCGCUCCCGCUGCGUGGACGCUCCGGGGACGCUGCGUGAGCGCUGCGGUUACGCGGCGCGCCAUGUUGAACCUACUUCCUCUAUACGAGUCUGUCGCUUUACAUCGCACGUUUCCUCUCACUGUCCUCUCUCUUGUGUUACUACAUGUCCGAGACAAAUUAUUAGCGUAAGUCAAAGUGCCAAGAGUCGCGAAUCCUUUCCUAAGUGCAAUUCCUUCUCAAUUACUCUGUACCUACCUGUAUAUGUAUGUACGUCAGUUAGUUCUCGCACACGACGGACGCGUCGUCUCGCUUAGCCAAACUUGUCUAUUACUACGGGAUACUUUAAUUAGAAACAAUUUUAUUAUUGUAACGUUCGAGCUUUAGCAAGUUGCGUGUGUCUACAGACUGUUGAACGAGUCGUUAUGUUUGUAUUGUUUAAUGUUUCCUUCGCUCACUUCCUUCCACCAUCUUGGAAAGUGUCCCGCAAGUCAAAGUGAGAAAAUAAUAGUGUAUAAAUUAACGAAAUCCCAUAAUGUUUAACUUAACGAUACUAGCAGCUAAUGUUAAUGAUAUUCUAAAUUAUGUUUUGUAGUGGAUGUUUUAUUCUCGAUAUGAUAGCGUAAAGUACGGAGGUGGUCUUCGUAUGUUAACAAAUAUUAGAGCAAAUGUAAGUGGCGACCUCUCGCGGUGGAUUCGUGGGGACAUGAUAGGCAGCGAAUCGGUCGCGAGGGUUCGGAGCCGGGGCGGUGCCUGCGCCGCGGCCUCAGUUUGUGACGGGCGGGGUGCAGCGCACCGCGCGAGUAGACCGACGUCGGGCCUUCGCUGUAACACACAUAGCGGCACGAGCCGAUGUUACGUACAUUUGUAACGAGUAGAACGCGUGUAUUAAAAUAAGGGACAAACAAAUUAUAGUAUAAAAUUGUUUACCAGACGCCCCGUAUCGGGCGUUAGACGAAAAUAUUAUUUUUCUUAGAUCACAUUAUAUUGUAAUAAAAUGGUAUAGAAGUAUGCGUGCGGCGGUGCGUCGGGGCAGCGAUGCGCGCGCACAGAUUAAAAAAUGUUAUUUUUUUACGAGCGCGGCACCACGCCGCCCGGACGCAACGCACGCACUCGUAUUUGUUAUGUUUAAGAGGAAAUAUCUAUUGUCUAUUCCAAGGGUUGAAUAACUACCAACACUUUUUUAUAUUACAAUAAUUAUAGAAAUUAUUAUUGAA
Messenger RNA from Spodoptera frugiperda (fall armyworm), 12590 nucleotides. It is a transcript of the gene lilli, whose product is annotated as AF4/FMR2 family member 3. Gene Ontology annotation, cellular component: nucleus; super elongation complex. Lineage: Eukaryota; Metazoa; Arthropoda; Insecta; Lepidoptera; Noctuidae. The transcript has 21 exons. The record is from RefSeq and is a predicted model, not a curated record. The coding region runs from base 472 to 3828 and encodes 1118 amino acids. Gene Ontology annotation, biological process: regulation of gene expression.